AUGUCUGACAAGCUCACUCGUAUUGCGAUCAUCAACUCUGACAAGUGUAAGCCGAAGAAAUGUCGUCAGGAGUGCAAAAAGUCUUGCCCUGUGGUCCGCACGGGUAAGAUGUGUAUCGAAGUGACCCCCGAGUCCAAGAUCGCCUUCAUCUCCGAGCAGCUGUGCAUUGGUUGUGGUAUCUGUCCGAAGAAGUGCCCAUUCGGUGCCAUCCACAUCAUCAACUUGCCCACCAACUUGGAAUCCCAGGUCACCCACCGUUAUUCCGCCAACAGCUUCAAGCUCCACCGUCUGCCCAUGCCCCGUCCCGGCCAAGUUCUCGGUCUCGUGGGAACCAACGGUAUCGGAAAAAGUACUGCGCUGAAGAUUUUGAGUGGAAAGCUCAAGCCCAACCUCGGCCGCUACGACAACCCCCCUGAUUGGGAGGAGAUUCUGAAGUACUUCCGUGGAUCCGAGUUGCAGAACUAUUUCACCAAGGUUUUGGAGGACAACCUGAAGGCAGUCGUCAAGCCUCAGUAUGUUGACCAGAUUCCUCGUGCUGUGAAGGGCCCCGUCCAGGGUGUUCAGGACCUCAUCAAGGGGCGUGCCUCUCUUGGCAACAUGGAGGAGAUCAUGGAUGUUCUGGAGCUGCGCCAGGUUGCAGACCGUGACAUUGGCCACCUUUCCGGUGGUGAGCUUCAGCGUUUCGCCAUCGGUCUGGUGUGUGUGCAAAAGGCCGACGUGUACAUGUUCGAUGAGCCUUCUUCCUACCUGGAUGUCAAGCAGCGUCUGGCUGCUGCCCGUACCAUCCGCAGCCUUCUUCGUCCUGAUGACUACGUUAUCGUCGUCGAGCACGAUCUGUCAGUUCUUGACUACCUUUCCGAUUUCAUUUGCGUCCUCUACGGCCGUCCUGCUGUCUACGGUGUGGUUACCCUGCCUUCCUCUGUCCGUGAGGGUAUCAACAUCUUCCUUGACGGUCACAUUCCUACUGAGAACUUGCGUUUCCGUGAUGAGUCCCUCACGUUCCGUCUGUCCGAAGCCGGUGACGAUUUCAUUGCCGACAAGGCCCGCGCUUUUAGCUACCCUACUAUGGAAAAGACUCUGGGCAACUUCCACCUAAAGGUUGAAACUGGACGUUUCACUGACUCUGAGAUUCUCGUCAUGAUGGGUGAGAACGGAACCGGAAAGACCACCUUUUGUAAGAUGCUGGCUGGUGCUGAGAAGCCUGACCACGGCUCCACUAUUCCCAAGAUGAACAUCUCCAUGAAGCCCCAGAAGAUUACCCCCAAGUUCCAGGGCACUGUCCGUCAGCUCUUCUUCAAGCGUAUCAAGGCCGCCUUCCUGUCUCCUCAGUUCCAGACCGAUGUCUACAAGCCCCUCAAGAUUGACGACUUCAUCGACCAGGAGGUCCAGAACCUCUCCGGUGGUGAGUUGCAACGUGUUGCCAUUGUCCUCGCUCUGGGUGUCCCCGCCGAUAUCUACCUGAUUGACGAGCCUUCCGCCUACCUCGACUCUGAACAGCGUAUUAUCGCUGCCCGUGUCAUCAAGCGUUUCAUCAUGCACACCAAGAAGACCGCUUUCAUCGUCGAGCACGAUUUCAUCAUGGCCACCUAUCUUGCUGACCGUGUCAUUGUCUUCGACGGAAAGCCGUCCGUGGACGCUCGUGCCAAUACCCCCGAGUCUCUGGUUACUGGCUGCAACCGCUUCCUGAAGAGCCUGGACGUUACUUUCCGUCGUGACCCUAACAGCUACCGUCCUCGUAUCAACAAGCACCAGAGUCAGAUGGAUCAAGAGCAGAAGUUGGCGGGCAACUUCUACUUCUUGGAGGAAGAGAAUUGA
Penicillium maclennaniae is the source of this 1815-nucleotide messenger RNA. Its product is annotated as ATP-binding cassette domain-containing protein. Gene Ontology annotation, molecular function: ATP binding; iron ion binding; ribosomal small subunit binding. The coding region runs from base 1 to 1815 and encodes 604 amino acids. The transcript is spliced from 4 exons. Lineage: Eukaryota; Fungi; Ascomycota; Eurotiomycetes; Eurotiales; Aspergillaceae. Gene Ontology annotation, biological process: translational initiation; translational termination; ribosomal subunit export from nucleus. The record is from RefSeq and is a predicted model, not a curated record.